This is a messenger RNA of Trichomonas vaginalis G3, 2058 nucleotides long. RefSeq names its product zinc ion binding. Lineage: Eukaryota; Parabasalia; Trichomonadida; Trichomonadidae. Gene Ontology annotation, molecular function: zinc ion binding. The coding region runs from base 1 to 2058 and encodes 685 amino acids. The record is from RefSeq and is a predicted model, not a curated record. The transcript has a single exon.
AUGAGCUUACCACCUCUUGAUAUUUAUUCUCAAGAUUUUCAGUAUGUUAAAUACCUUAUUCAGAAGCAGCUCGAUGCGCCACGUCUUAAAAUUAUUGAAUGUUUAGAUGCAGCAUCGGUAAGUGCAGCAAAUUCUUUUGCAGAAUUCUGUGAAAGCUUGGAAGAUAAGAAUAUUGUUCAUGUUUUCAUGCCCCUUGAUUCAUUAAUGCAACCUUUAUCAGAUAUUGUUACGCGUGGUGUUAGAGUUAAUCCAAGAAAAGGAUUUAAACUCAAUGUUGACCGCAUUUUACUUCCAGACAGAGCAGCAGAAGAAAUAACUCUUAUUCAUUGUCUUGUUGCACUCGGAAUGCCACAAAAUUGGCAGCACGUUGCAGCAGAAUUACAAGAUUAUUCAUUCGAUACAUCAAUACCGACAGGUGACGCAAUUUUAGAUGGCUUCCAAUCAAUAUGCACGAAUCCAAAGCAACACGAAUACUAUAUUUUCAAUCCAAAUCAAAUUAGAACACUUCAUGUAAUCAAAAUCACUGGAGGAAAAGAUUUAGAGAAAGUUGCAGAGACAAGUUCACUUUGUGAUCUCUGCCACAAGCGUGAAGCCGAUGUUUACUGUGCUAACUGCAAAGUAAAGUUAUGUAAUCAAUGCGAUGAAGACGCUCAUGGCCACAAUCCUGUUCUACAAUCACACGAACGCAUACCAUACUCAGAUGCCAUUACAUCAAUGGAAUGUUGUCCAUUCCAUCCGAAGAAUCGCGUCGAACACAUUUGUCUUGAAUGCGGACUCCCUGUUUGCUUCCAAUGCAAGCUUGCAGGCAACCAUUCCCAAGGAGCAGCCGCAAAACACGAAUUAGUCCCUAUAAAAGACGCUUACCACCAAGCACUUUUGUAUUCAAAUGAAAACGAUAGAGAUUACAACCGUCGUCGUAGAUUGAUCAAAAGAAAGCUUGCUGAUGCAGACCAGCGCCUCAAAGACGUUGCCGAGAACACUAAAAACCUUGAGCAGACAAUUAUGAAACUCGCUCGAGAAGCCAUUGAAAAUUUGAAGCAAAAAGCCGGAGAAAAAGCUUUGAGAAUCAGAAGUAACCAAGUUGAAUUACAGCGCAAACUCGAUGAAUUAGAAGAGAACGCUGCAUUCAUAGAGACACACAGAGACUUGUCCAAUCCAGCUACGUUUAUUCAAGCACUUCAACAACAUCAAACAAUCACAAGAACAGAACUCAAAAAUGAUGAUGAUUUGCCAUCUGAUUUAUGGGUUCAAGGUGAUCUCGCUGUUGUUGGAUCAUUGGACAUCAAGCCAAGACAAUUAACUGAACUCCCUGAAGGAAUUAAAAAGAGAGAUUUGGAUUUCGAAGAGAAAAAUGUCCGUCAAACUGUUAAUUCAACAACAGAAACAUAUACAGAGACACAAUCAGCCACGGAAACAGCUCCUUCAUACACAGAAACUGUUCCUUCUUCAGCGAGACACGCUCACAGAGCAAGAUUGUCAACAAUGGCUGCAAGAAGAGCUAAAAAAGUUGGUUGGGAAUUGCCAUUUAAACCAUUUAAUAGUUCGUCAAUUUUGACAAAUGAUGAAGAAGCAAGGAAUCUCUAUUUGUGCCUUCCUUUCAAGACAACUCCUGAGCCACACAUCCUGUUCUCAACUGAGAGAGAUGGAAAGUCUAUUUCUAGAAUGCACCAGAGAAUAGAUAACAUCGGAGUAACAAUUGUUCUUAUUAAAAAUGGUGCUCAUGUUUUCGGAGGUUUCGCUGCAUCGAAAUGGAACAAAGAAGGAAAACCAUUUGGUGACGGAACUUCUACUUUUGUUUUCUCACUAACACAUGACGCUUUCUUGCCAUUCAGAGCUAGAAGUGAAGAUGCUUGUUACCUCAAAGCUGACUACGACUACAUUUCUUUCGGAGGAAAAGACAUUUUCCUUUCGAAUGAUUUCGUUACUUGUUCGUCAGAAAUAGAGAACUCUUACACGGCUGGAUUCCCUGAGGGUUCGAAAGAGGCUAAGACAUACUUGGCAGGUGCGGAAAAAUUCAAGGCUGAUGUUGUUGAAGUUUGGGGUUUCUUCCAAAAAUAA